GUCCGAAAAGUUCCACUUUUGUGCUGGAUGAACGUUAAACUCACGCAGUUCUAUGCAAAAGCAAACUUUGGAGAAAGCAGAAGAGAAACACAGUGUGCGUGUGUGUGUGAGAGAGAGUGAGAGAGAGAGAGAGAAGGAUGUGUGAGGUGAAAGGUAUAGUGCUGGACGCUUCAGUUCUGUUGGCAGCCGAUAAAAAUGAUGAUGAAAAUGGAAGUGUCUCUCUUGGGCCUGGAGCUGAUUAUGUUCUUUGCAAGCUUCGAUACUCCAAAAUCCUCACGGGUAUAUCUUAUGGACCUGAUCUUUCUGCUUCUAAGGUGCACCUGCUCCAAGAAAAAGCAAGAUUAUAUUCCUACAAUUGUUUUGUCUUCCAGUCAACAGCCAUAGACAACUUUGUAAGUGAGGUUUCACUAGCAUGGGGCGAUCAUUCUGGAAGUUAUAUGCAUGUAGUUUCCAGUUACAUGGACGAGGAGAUUUCCCCAUUGAUAAGUUCUGACUGGCUGUUCACCGUUCUUCAUUGGAUUUCAAAUUUGUUCUCCAUGAAAAGGUUCCAAAACUCUCAAAGGCUGCACUUAUCUCAAAGAAGAUCUCCGGGAAAACCGUCAGAUGUUGAAUAUAGUCCUGGAACUGAAAAUCCAGGGAAGAUUUUCAUUAACAAACUUGAAGAAUUGCCUCUGACUAUCUGCAGUUUGAAUAAGAAGAAGCAGGCGAUGGGCAAGGAAGUCAAGAUAGUUGGUUACUUGAUGAAGCCUUCUCGUGAAGAAGAUUUUGCCAAGAGAGGUGCAUUCCCCUUAAAUCCUACACCAAACGGGUUAACUUUUGUGGCUCUUAACUACGAGCUCCCUAUAUCAUGGCAGUUAAAAGAAGUUGACGGCGUUCUACAUAAAUCAACUGAUGACAUCAUUGCUGUUGAAAUGAGCAGCUCUUCAGAUUUUGAAAACAAAGUUACUUAUACAGAGGGCAUGGAACAGUUACAAAGGUACAUCAGAUGCCAUCCUGACUGUUGUGUGAUUGACCCAUUCAGCAACAUUUAUCCUGUUCUUGAUAGGUUGAAAAUACAGCAGAUUCUAGGUGGUUUGGAAAAUCUUAACACCAAAAGCUGCAGUAAAAUCAGGGGUCCCCAUUUUCUAAAGGUUGUCGAUUUUCGUGAGCCCAAAUUGGAAGACAAGCUAGCCGAUGCAAAACUGUCGCUUCCAAACAUUGUAAAACCCCAAGUUGCUUGUGGAGUUGCUGAUGCUCACAGCAUGGCUAUUGUCUUUAAGGCAGACAGCUACAAAGACCUCAAUGUCCCUCUUCCAGCUAUUGUGCAGGAAUAUGUGGAUCAUUCAUCCACUAUGUUCAAGUUUUACGUCGUAGGGAAGAAGAUUUUCUUCGCAAUUAAGAAGUCUACACCUAAUGCAGAUAUCUUGAUAAAGUUAGCUGAAGAAAAGGAGCUGAAGCCAUUACUUUUUGAUAGCUUAAAAUCUCUACCUGUUGACAAAGACAAUCAGCAGAAGAGCCAACAUGAAGAUAAUAAUCGAAUUGAUCAGGAGCUAGUCACUGAUGCUGCAAAUUGGUUGAGAAGGGUGCUUGACCUUACCAUCUUUGGCUUUGAUGUUGUGAUCCAGGAAGGCACUGGUGACCAUGUCAUCGUUGAUGUAAAUUACCUUCCAUCAUUUAAGGAAGUUCCAGAUGAGGUUGCAAUACCCACAUUCUGGGAAGCCAUAAAGGAGAAGCUGACUGGAAAAAAGAGCACAGAAGCAGCAAUCCUAUUGUAAUAUUCUUAGUAGCAUCACUAGUAAAAAUGUCAUCUUACAGAUGCUGAUUACCAACUUUUCUUUUGUUAAUUCAUGGUAACAACUGUAACUUAUUCUGUAAAUUUGAAAUCCUAUUUCAUUCUGUUCAGCUUAUUUGAGGUAUGCAUA
This is a messenger RNA of Nicotiana attenuata, 1901 nucleotides long. RefSeq names its product inositol 1,3,4-trisphosphate 5/6-kinase 4. Lineage: Eukaryota; Viridiplantae; Streptophyta; Magnoliopsida; Solanales; Solanaceae. Bases 138 to 1754 code for a protein of 538 amino acids. The record is from RefSeq and is a predicted model, not a curated record. Gene Ontology annotation, cellular component: cytoplasm. Gene Ontology annotation, molecular function: ATP binding; inositol-3,4,5,6-tetrakisphosphate 1-kinase activity; inositol-1,3,4-trisphosphate 6-kinase activity. The transcript is spliced from 14 exons. Gene Ontology annotation, biological process: inositol trisphosphate metabolic process.